AUGGAAUCGAAGCCAUUUGAAGUCACAGCCCUAGGAAGGCCUCUGUUUCCUGCUAUGCUGUAUUGUUGCCGUAAGGAUUCCUUCAUUCCAGGUGUUACUUUGUGGGAUAAGAAAUCAUUGAGUGAAGAUUUGGACAGUCAUCAUCAGCUCCUGACAGAUUUGAAGUUCAGUAGCUCUGAUUCUCUCUCUAGUAAGUCUAGUCUCCUGGAUGUAAGUGCUUCCCUGAAGGCCAGCUUCCUAGGGGGGCUGGUGGAGGUAGGAGGAUCUGCUAAAUACCUGUGUGACACCAAAUCCUCACACCAACAGUCCAGAGUUACUAUGUAUUAUAGCGAAACCUCCAGAUUCGACCAGCUCACAAUGACAAAGCUUGGCCAUAUCAUCUAUCCUCAGGUGUUUCACCAGAAAACUGCUACUCAUGUGGUCACAGCUGUUCUGUACGGAGCUCAGGCAUUCAUGGUGUUUGAUCAGAUGUCUUCAAAAGAUGAAAAAAAGCAAGAGAUCCAGGGACAACUGGAUGUCAUGGUCAGGAAGCUUCCUGGAUUUUCUAUCGAGGGACAAGGAUCUGUAAAAAUGACAGAAGAUGAAAAGAAAAUCACUGAGAAUAUCACCUGCAUAUUUCAUGGUGACUUCCAUCUUGAGCAGAACCCUACCACAUACAUGGAAGCCCUGAAUUUGUACAAGCUGCUCCCAACUCUGCUAAAGGAGAAUCCACAGAAUGCAGUUCCAAUAAAAGUCUGGCUAUACCCUCUUCAUUUACUGGACAUAAAAGCUGCUCAGUUAGAGAGAGAAAUCAGCACAAGUUUGAUUUCCAACAUUGAAGAUAUAAUGGAGGAGCUGGGAGAGGUAGAGAGGACAUGCAACGACCUGUCCAGAAUAACAAUGGUAAAUGCUUUUAGUGACACUGAAGAGAGGCUGCAUUCAUUUCAGGACUCAUUUAGCAUCUACAAGACAGUGCUCCAGAAAGCAGUUGCCAGGGUCUUGCCUGCUAUUCGAGGAGGAGGGGAGAAGGAGCAGUCACUGGAAGACAUCCUGAAGAACCACUACAGCUCCCCUUUUAAUGCUGACAAGCUUAACCAGUGGUUACAUGAUGCAAAAUCUGAACUUCACCUCUUGAAUUCUCACACAAAGACACUGGAGAAGAUUGGAAUUGAAGAUUCAGAUGGUUUGAACACCAUCCUCCUUGAUCCUGAUAUUGAUGUGGUGGUGUGCUUGACCUUUACAUCUCUGAAGUAUGAAGACCCAUAUCUUUCAACCCUGAAAAAGUUCCUGACAUCUGACAAGUUUAAAGAGCUAGAUGGAAACAAAUAUGAACUUUCUGUGGCAUCUGACAAAAAAUGGUUCAAUAAUCCUGACGUCAUAAAAACGAUGAGAGAGAACUUAUCUCACUUCAGAGGCUUUUUUUUAGAGGCCAAUAAAGAUGAAAAAAGAAUCAGCUUCAUUAUUUCUGCUGUCUCUGAUCCUUCCAAUCCAGGCUCCUCUAUCUAUUUGUACGAAAAAGGGAAACUGACAGAUGCACAGUUCGAGCCUGUGUCCAAACCACCACUACCAUUAGUGAAGAAUGUCCUGGAGCAAACUGUGUCCCUGAAACUGCAGAAGUAUCCAAGUGGAGAAACAGUGCAGUACAGAGUAGAAUACAAGGAGGUAAAAGCAGAUUCUGGAGCUGAGAAAGGGAAAGAGUGGCUUUUCAUAUACACAGAUCAUGAAGAUUUUACUCUGACUGAAUUGGAAUCUGGAAAGGAGUACAUGAUCCGCUACAGAGUAGUGGGUAAAGUGGGAGUGAGUGAACCCAGUGAUACUGUCAGCACCAGACCGUCUUCAGCACAAGAUGUUGUGGGUGGGAAAGGAGGUGAUGAAUUCUCCUUUAAGUCCUUUUCCAGCAGCAUUUGGAAGAUCAGCAUUACGUACAGUGAGAUGACACUGAACACAAUCCAGGUGUUUUUCAGCAAUGGACACAUGGUGAAAGUUGGUAAUGUAGCAGGAUCAAAAGAACAAACAUUUCAGCUUAAAGAAAAUGAUAAAAUUGUCUCUGCAACAUUGUGGCCAAAUCAUCUUCUUAACAGAUGUGGGGGUUUGGAAUUUGUGAUUGCCAAUAACAAUAGUGAAAAAAUGUCAUUAUCUGUUAAGUGUGAACUGCUGGGUGAGCCUGUGAGAGUUGAUGUGAAGUCUGGAAAGUGUUAUGGCAUUAAGGGGAGAAGUGGACAUGAAAUUGAUGCUCUGGGUUUCUACUUCAUUUAG
Molecule: messenger RNA, 2235 nt
Organism: Labeo rohita (rohu)
Lineage: Eukaryota; Metazoa; Chordata; Actinopteri; Cypriniformes; Cyprinidae
Product: stonustoxin subunit alpha
Exons: 4
Coding region: 1-2235 (744 amino acids)
Molecular function (GO): protein binding
Source: RefSeq, a predicted model, not a curated record